Mytilinidion resinicola is the source of this 1014-nucleotide messenger RNA. RefSeq lists its product as uncharacterized. The transcript is spliced from 2 exons. The record is from RefSeq and is a predicted model, not a curated record. NCBI's taxonomy places the organism in Eukaryota, Fungi, Ascomycota, Dothideomycetes, Mytilinidiales, Mytilinidiaceae. Gene Ontology annotation, molecular function: alpha-L-arabinofuranosidase activity. The coding region runs from base 1 to 1014 and encodes 337 amino acids. Gene Ontology annotation, biological process: L-arabinose metabolic process.
AUGCGAUCACUCAUUCUCCUUGCGACAGCGAUUGCUGCUGCCUUCGCCGGCCCUUUAUUGGUACCUGAUGAACCCAUUUCCGGUUCAGUCGAUGCCUUGACGGCGAGGCAAACGGGCAGUCCACCCAGCAGCUUCAGGUGGAGCUCGAGUGGAGUGCUCAUCGGCCCAAAGAGCGAUAGCCGCAACAUCGCAGGAAUCAAAGACCCUUCUAUCGUCUACUACAACGGCCAAUAUCACGUCUUUGCCAGCACCGCUCAGUCUUCAGGCUAUAAUCUAGUCUACCUGAGCUUCACGGACUUCUCUCAAGCAGACUCUGCCACUUUCAACUACCUCGACCAGACCCCGAUUAGCUCUGGAUACCGCGCUGCUCCCCAGGUCUUUUGCUUUGAACCGCAGGGCCUCUGGUACAACCCUUCCGGGUGGAGCUCCCCGAAGCACUUCUACAGCGGCACCCCCAGCACCGUCUCCGCCAACAUCGGCAGCGGCUACUGGGUCGACAUGUGGGUGAUCUGCGACGCCUCCAACUGCCACCUCUUCAGCAGCGACGACAAUGGCCACCUGUACCGCUCGCAGACCUCCCUCAGCAGCUUCCCCAACGGCAUGAACGAGCCCGUCGUCGCUCUGUCCGACUCCAAGAACGCCCUUUUCGAGGCAUCGAACGUGUACAGCGUCGGCGGCGCCACGUAUCUCCUCGUCGUCGAAGCCAUCAGCAGCGACGGGAAGCGCUACUUCCGCUUGUGGACGGCGGGUAGUCUCGCCGGCCCGUGGACUAGGCUUGCGAACACCGAGGCGAAUCCGUUUGCGAGGGCUGAUAAUGUUGCUUUUUCGGGGACGGCGUGGACGCAGAGCAUUAGGCAUGGAAAGAUGGUGAGGACGGACGCGAAUCAGACGAUGGCUACUAGUCCGUGCAAUCUGAGGUAUUUGUAUCAGGGGGUCAGUCCGAGUGCGAGUGGGAACUAUAAUUCGCUGCCGUGGAGAGUGGGUUUGCUUACGCGGACGAAAUCGGCGUGCUGA